UGGAGCCAUGUGUGGAUUGUCCACCUGCAGAACAGUUGGGAUGUUGGUUUGACAGGGGGAGCCAUGCUGCAUCACAUCUGGGCCUGAUGUCAGCACUCAAUUGUGGGAAUGGCUCAUAGGGAGUUCAUGAAAGUACUGAAAAACAGAGGGCUUGAUCACGGAAAAUCCUCGAGCAUUGAAGACCCUCAUGUGCUCGGUGAUCUCUGCGUGGAUGGCAUUGGAAAGAGAGGAAAAGAGUAUGAGAGACAACGAGAGCUGGACAAUGGCAUUCAUAGUGGAAGGGGAUGUGAACUCCUGGCGUUCACAAAGAUUGCCAGGGGAAGCCUCCUGGAGGAGGAGGCGGAAGCUACGAAUCACCGAGGUGAACAACAAGUCUUACAUAAAGAUCCAAUGGCAGUCUGUGAGGGCUCCUGUAUGUCCACAGGCCACGGCUGGAUGAAAUUUGAUCCGGUAAGCUCACGAAAUGGCCAGAGUUACAGGCCAGACAACAGGAGAGGAAGUGGCAGAGCGGGGAUAGUAGGAGUGGACACUUCUUUGGAUGCAUGCACAUCUUCUUCAGGAAGCAGCACGCCAAAGGCUGAUGGAAUGAGAUUAUGUGAAGAGAGAAAAAACAUGAUGAGAUUGUCUGGAGAGAGCAAGCAGAAGCUUGACUCCCCUGCAUGUAUUGGAGGCUCCCUUGGGAGGGAGGAUAUUGACAUCACAUUACCAAAGGAUUGUGACAGGAAUGGUCCCUAUGAAGAGAGGGGAGGGAGGAAUAUCUACAGUGCAAUGCACAUUGGAGUGAAUGACAAAGAUGUGGCUCCGCAAAUUGCCAGGCUCUGGGAUCAAAGAACAAGUACAAAGAGGGAAUGCGGACUGUGCGGCAUGGAAACUUUAGGAGUGGGAUCGAGACAGAGUAGUCUCCUCGACCGUCACAGGAAUUGGGGGAAACAAAUGGGGGAGGGAGGAGGUGGAGGAAAAUAUGAUGAUCAUGGAAGAUGCACAGAAUGGAAUGAACAUGGGAACAAUGACCUAAAUGGGCGUUGCCAUAGCACUGGUGGCAGUGAGAUGGAGAUGGGAUCAGACUCAAAUGGCAGUGACGGUGAAGAGGUCCAAGUAAUCUCAAGAGCGAAGAUAUGUAGAGGGAGUCUUUCAGAAGACAAUUCUCAUGCAAUGGUUCGGAAUAGUGGAAGCUCAGGCUUUUCUUCUGGACACGUAGGCCUUGUGAAUGCAUAUGGGCUGGAAGUUGGCAAUAGGAGGGAAGCGCACGAAGGAGAUGUAGUAGAAGCUGGUUGGCCUUCCACAAGGGAUUGGAGGAGUUACAGACCAUCAUUUGCUGUGAAGAGGAGAUCAAAAGAGCGUGAGCAGAACUGCCAUGUGAAUGGACACGCUUCCAAAAGUAGUAGUCCACAUGAUGCUUUCAAGAGAAAUGCAGAGAGAAGGCAGCACUUGCAAGAGAGAGCUCAACUUCAGACAAUGUUAGCAGAAGAAAUGGAGAGAAGGAUGAGGGAAGAGGAGGCAGCAGAAAUGAAAGGUAGACAGGUGAUAGAACUUGAGCAGAAUAAUGAAAGGCUGCGGAAACAGCUGAAGGAGAGGGAACAAAUGGUUGUGGCCGAGAGGAGGAGAGUAAAGUCCAGAGAAGAGCUUCUCCGGCAAGUCGAAGAGGAAAAGGCAAGGCUUGAAAGAGAAAAUCAAGCCCUACAGACAAAGGAGGGAUAUCGGCAUUCUGAGUUAGAACGAGACAAGGGAAGCGGGAUGGUUAUGGUUCUUGAGAAGGAGAAUGCAAGGUUGGAAGAGGAACUUGCUUUGGAAAGGCAGAGAAGAGAGAUAAGGGAGGAAGAGGUGAAGGAAGAAAUGGAAAAGAAAAUGGCAGUGCUACAAACAAUGGUAAACAAACUGCAAGAGGAGAAGAGCACUUUAGUGGAGGGCCUGGCAACGGAAAUGGAGAGCAAGGCUCAUGACAUUGCGGCAGCAAAGGACAUGAUUGAAACAAUGAGGAAAGAAUGGGAUGAGAGGGUGGAGAGAGAAGCACGGAAGGUGCUGAGGGAGGCUGAAGAAGAGGCAGAGAAGAGAGAGCAGGAACUUACUAUGGCACAGGAAGCUGCGCAGAUGGAGGUCGCCCAGGUGAAAAAGCAGGCAGCUAGGACAAAAGAUGGAAGGAGGCGGAUGUAUGACAAGCUAGAUGACUUGAAAAGCUCUAAAGUCGGGGGAAGGGAGAGGAUUCAAGAAGAAGAGGAGCCGGAAGCAGUAAGGAGCAAGGGAAAUGAUAUGGAGAAGGUUGUCCUGGAUCCCGAGGUUAUGUCUGGUCUGAUUGGGAGGGGAGAGGAGGGUUCAGAAAGUCGCCAACAGCUAGAUCAGGGAGAAGAGAAGCAGGAAGCUCAGCUAAAAGAAACUCUAGUGUCUGUGCAGUGUUUAUGUGAUGAACAAGGGGAGGUAAUCGACACCAUGAAGAAGAAGAUGCAGCAAGAUAAAUUGCUGAUGGAGGCCAAGGAGAGGGAAAAUCACAGGCUUAUGGGAUUGGUGGCCGGAUUUUCUGUGCGGGAGGAGAAGCUGAAAGAGGAGCUGAGCAGAGCAAGGCAGGAAGGUGAAAAGUUGAAGGAUGAGAUGAAUGACAAGAAAAAAGAGGUAGAGCACCUGAAAAAUGAGGUGAAAGACCUUGAGAAGAAGUUGUUGGAGGGAGAAAGAGAGAAGCAGGAGCUAUGGACGUCGAUCUCCGGGGAGCAGUCAUGGGAUAUAGAGAUAGAGGUCAAGGAACGGGAGGUAGAUGAGCUGAGAAGUUUGGUAAAGAAUCUUGAGCAGCGGUUGUUGGAUGGUGAACGAGAGAGGCAGGAGCUGUGGGAAACCCUCUCUGGAGAGCAGUCCCUGGAAAGAGACAUAGAGGACGAGUUGAGAAAUAUAGUAAAGAGUUUGGAGCCGAGACCAUUGGAGGGUGGUGGAGAGCGGCAAGAACUAUGGGCAUCACUUUCUGAGGAUCAACCAAGGGAAAGAGAGAGAGAGGACGAAUGGGAUAUUGAGGUAUUUAAACUUAGGACUUCCGUGAAGUGUCUUGAGGGGAGGAGAUCUCUAGAGGGUGGCCAAGACAGUCAACAAUUGUCAGCAAAGUCCAUAUCUGACGAAAAGAUUUGUGGACGAGAGAUUGAGGUCAAAGAAAAAGAGGUUGAAGAGCUCAGAAAUAUGGUGAAGACUUUUGAGCUGAGGCUGCGAGAAGUUGACAAAGAGAGACAGGAGUUACAUGCAUCACUUUCUGCAGCGCAAUCACAGGAAAUGAAAGAGAUGGAGGGUGUGAAGAGUAGUGUGGAGGAGGUUAUUGCAGCAAAUGAACAACUGCGCGCUGAGAUUGCAGGCAAGAAGGAAGAGCUGGCUGAAGCAGCGCUGAAAAUCAUAAAGGAAAGGACAGACAGGGAGAGGGAGGUGAAAGAGUUGAGAGAAACAGAGUCACAACUGCGGGAAAGCUUGCAAGAGAUCUCCAGAAGAUUGGACGGGGCUAUCAGCGGUAGGAAGCAAGAGGAGGAACGUGCGCAGCAAGGGGAUGACAGGAACUCUGAGGUGGCACAGAGAGAAAAGGAAGUUGAGGAGCUGCAGGGGAUUGUGAGGAAUCUGAGGGGAAGACUAGUAGAGCUGGAAGGGGAGGUUUCAGGGUUGAGUGAUGAUGUGGAGGAAAGAGAGGAGGCGGCGCUGAGGCUGCUUGAGGAGGUGCAUGCCAAGCAGGAGAUUAUUGAUGAAGCUCGUGAUCAGGUUCACGUACAGGCACUCAACUUACUAAGUUGCAGCUUUGAUUAUGCUGCUUCCUUACUGCACUGGAUGUCACAGAUUAGGUUCCAGGGUACAGAGGUCGAGGAGACUGCCGAGCAGGGGAAUCUGGACACCAGUGGGAAAGAGUAGAAAAUGGGCCCUACCAGUGAAAAAUAGUUCAUGUAUUGAUCAACCUUCCUGGCCUAAUGCGCGCGAAAGAUGGUCAGGGCACACCUUGCCCUGGAAGACUGGGCUCCUACGGAAAUAGAGGGACUGCAGUAAGUUGAAAGGAAUUCUUCAUGCCGUGGCAAGUGGCACUCCUAAUUUGAAGUCUGUUCCCCUCCUGGCGUUUGCACUCUCGGUGUGUUUCUGCUGAUUCAUUAUCAGGGGGUAGCCAAUCAAAUCGAACACAGCUGCCCGAGGAAGGACUGUGGCAGGGACCGUAGCAGUGAAGGUGAGUCUGUCGGGUGUCAGAUGUCAGCCUUGAUCACAGCAGCUGUUCGAUGAGAAGCAUUGAAAAUCAUCAGUAGUCAAGCACUCCUGUUUUCGAUGCCAAUGCCAGGAGAGGAGGAGGGAGGAGGCUGGUGGAAGUGAAUGACUAUUUGAUCAAAUAUUCAAACAAUAACGAUGGCAGAAAUAACUCGUUUCUGCCCAGAGGAAGGAAGAGUCCCAACCAUGGCUGGACAGAAAGCAAUUUUCUCGAGUGAGGAAGGAAGGUAAGACUAUUUCAAUGAAUCACGCUUUGCGAU
Chara braunii is the source of this 4460-nucleotide messenger RNA. The record is from the annotation of a GenBank genome assembly. NCBI's taxonomy places the organism in Eukaryota, Viridiplantae, Streptophyta, Charophyceae, Charales, Characeae.